Molecule: messenger RNA, 1050 nt
Organism: Naumovozyma castellii
Lineage: Eukaryota; Fungi; Ascomycota; Saccharomycetes; Saccharomycetales; Saccharomycetaceae
Gene: ERG26
Product: sterol-4-alpha-carboxylate 3-dehydrogenase (decarboxylating)
Exons: 1
Coding region: 1-1050 (349 amino acids)
Source: RefSeq, a predicted model, not a curated record
AUGUCUGAAAUUUCUUCAGUUCUCCUAAUAGGUGGAUCUGGAUUUCUAGGUCUACACUUAAUACAACAAUUCUAUGAACUUUCGCCUCGACCAAGUAUUCACGUAUUCGAUGUGAGACCUCUGCCAGAAAAACUUUCCAAUCAGUUCACUUUCAAGUUGGAUGAUAUACAAGUCCAUAUUGGUGACUUAACAUCCUUUGAAGAUGUACAAAAAGCAAUAAAGGUCAGUGGUGCCAAUGUGGUAGUGCAUUCUGCAUCACCUAUGCAUGGUCAAAACAAGGAAAUAUACGAUCUGGUUAACGUUAAGGGUACCAGAAAUGUCAUUGAUGUUUGCAAGAACACCAAUGUUAACAUCUUGGUUUAUACAUCAUCUGCCGGUGUUAUAUUUAACGGACAAGAUGUUCAUAAUGCGGAUGAAAGAUGGCCAAUCCCUGAAGUACCCAUGGAUGCGUAUAAUGAAACGAAAUUUACAGCAGAAGACAUGGUACUAAAAUCAAAUGAUCCUGAAAAUGGAUUUUUAACAGUGGCGUUACGUCCUGCCGGCAUUUUUGGUCCCGGUGAUAGACAAUUGGUCCCUGGGUUAAGAGCUGUGGCUAAACUUGGUCAGUCAAAGUUCCAAUUGGGUGAUAAUAAUAACUUAUUUGAUUGGACAUAUGCAGGUAAUGUAGCAGAUUCACAUGUUUUGGCAGCACAAAGGUUAUUGGAUCCAGCUACUGCAAAAGAGGUCUCUGGUGAGGCAUUUUUCAUUACUAAUGAUACACCUACAUAUUUUUGGUCUUUAGCCAGAACGGUUUGGAAGGCUGAUGGACAUAUUGACAAGAAUGUUAUUGUAUUAAAGAGACCAGUGGCUAUAUUGGCUGGUUACUUAUCCGAAUUUUUUUCCAAAUUAUUGGGGAAAGAACCUGGUUUGACACCGUUUAGAGUUAAAAUAGUGUGUGCAUCGCGUUAUCAUAACAUUGCGAAGGCCAAGAAGUUGCUAGGUUAUGAACCAAGGGUUGAUAUCGAAGAAGGGAUUAAAAGAACAUUGGCUUGGAUGGAUGAAGACUUGUAA